Molecule: messenger RNA, 6364 nt
Organism: Acipenser ruthenus (sterlet)
Lineage: Eukaryota; Metazoa; Chordata; Actinopteri; Acipenseriformes; Acipenseridae
Product: 43 kDa receptor-associated protein of the synapse-like
Exons: 8
Coding region: 1884-3143 (419 amino acids)
Biological process (GO): chemical synaptic transmission
Cellular component (GO): synapse
Molecular function (GO): protein-membrane adaptor activity; acetylcholine receptor binding
Source: RefSeq, a predicted model, not a curated record
AAAUAGUGAUACAUAAAACCAAGUCUUUAUAUAUCAAGCCCAGUGCAACUAGAGAAGAAACAAUGGAAGGCAUUUUUACUGCAUUUCUUGUUAUUGUUAAUGAAUGCUGUUUUAUUUAUUUAUUUAGCUUGCUAAUGUCUGCAUUGCUUUCAGAAAUCAUUGGGAGGGGAGGGGAGGAGGGCCCUCCCUGUUUCAUUGCAGAGCACCUAGCUAUUACAAAACACAUCUUCAAGCAUUCCAGGCUGUUUGCCACAUCCCAGACCAUUUGUCAGUAGUUGUCAUCCAGGCAUGGGCUGCUGUUAGAGAAAGCAGCUGGUGGACAGAUUCCUUCUAGAUUCUGAGACGUUCCAGGCUAAACAACAAGACAUGAUGCAUUACUGAUGCCCUGCUGUCCUUUGUGCAAUGCAUAUAUGGUAACUCCACACCCUUUGGCUGCUGAAAAACAUUCUUAACAAGGACUGUUCUCACAGUCUCUAUAGAAAGUUGUGCUCAAGAAAGGACGUCUAAUUUGUUGCUGCAAUUUGCCAGCGAUGAAUUGAAUUGAGAUUAUUGAAAACAUAUACAAAUUCCUAUGGUUUAAUAAGAGACUGGUUUUGAAAGACGCAGCAUGGCUCAGUGGCUUUGAAAAAUGAAGCGCUUGAGAUUCAGAGCCUUUGACUGUGACACACUUGGCUGCCAGCGGAUUAUGGAUUAUGGAUUAUGCUCCUGCUUCCAUGCUGGCUAUUAAACAUAGGGGACGACUUCUUGCACUGAUAUGGAAGGUGUAGCAGGCAGGGUUUUACAAUCCAUUCUCCUAGAAAAAAUUCCACGGCAACUCUUACGAUGCUGAAGUUUCGUUUUCUAAUAAUUUAUGUUCUUCUCUUUGAAAAGUCUUGGUAGAGCAAACCUCAUGAGCAGUUUAUUGUCUGUGUGCUCCUACUUCCUUGUGCACCCUUGGAACCCUUGUAAGUCAGAGUUCCAUAUUCAUAAAGCACAGGGGGGACUCCAACAUGAUAGAUGCAUGGUACAAAAAAAAUGAACACACAUGAAAGAAGAUGCAUUAGCAGACUGCAAUGCAGUGGUGUUAACUUUCUUUAUGAAUUCCUAAGGCGCUGUUUCGAGAUAUACAGACCAAGGCGUUGUGAUGAUGAGUGAUAGCAGAUGCAUAGAUUUCUUAACUCUUGUGUUUUAGGUGCCACGUGGGCAGGCAGGGCACAUUGUUAAAUUGCUGGCUAUCGGCUUACACCUUGUUCAAAGCAGGCAAGCCGCUCUCCAGCCGGGAGCAGUGUGUUUAUUUGAGAGUCCUGUUCCUGCCAGGCAUGGGGGGGUGACCUUGGGAGUCGCAGAGGGCAGGCAGCAAUGUCUGUCAGGCCACAUGGGCUGGAGUGGCAGGGACAGCUGGGGCAGUCAUCAAGGAAGCGUCUCUUCUGAGCGAGAGCCAAAGAGCAGCCUUCCACCUCUCCAGUUUCAGGGUUUCCAAUCGGGAUAAGGAUGAGCUUUCAGGGCUGUGCUGUCCGAGGGCCCCCAGUCUCAGGUCCCUGGAUUUCAGUCAGGAGCUGAAAGGAUUUGAACAGCUUUCACUGAACUGUAUAUCAUUUUUCUUCUACUGCAUUUUGAUGUAUAUAUUUAUUGAUCUGUUUAUUUACUAUUGUUUCUGCAAGAACUCUCUCUCUCUCUCUCUCUCUCUCUCUCUCUCUCUCUGUAUGUUUUUUGUGGGCUUUAUUUUAAAUCCUUUUCUUUUUUUACCCCAUUUAUUUUUAUACUUUCAAAUCAUGUAUUUGGAGCUAAUGUAGUGCAGAGGUGGUGGUUAUUGCUUGGAAUAUCCCUGAAGCUUGAAGGACCGCGUGCUGGACGCAGCUGAAAGUUUUGAUGCAAACAGAAUUCUGUAUCCCACGAUUACUUUUAUGAGGCGCUUUGGAGUGGAAAUGGGCCAGGACCAAACCAAGCAGCAGAUUGAGAAGGGGCUCCUUCUCUACCAGUCCAACCACACCGACAAGGCGCUCCACAUCUGGCUCAAAGUCCUGGAAAAGACCUCUGACCCCGGAGGGAAGUUCAGGGUCCUGGGCUGUCUGAUCACUGCCCACUCCGAGAUGGGCAAAUACAGGGAUAUGCUCAAGUAUGCGUUGACCCAGAUAGACACGGCCCGUGAGAUGGAGGACCCUGACUACCUGACGGAGGGCUACCUGAACCUGGCGCGCAGCAACGAGAAGCUCUGCGACUUCCAGAAGACCGUCUCCUACUGCAAGACCUGUCUGAACAUGCAGGGCACCACCACCAGCCUGCUGCUCAACGGGCAGGUGUGCCUCAGCAUGGGCAACGCCUUCCUGGGAAUGAGCGUCUUCCAGAAAGCGCUGGAGAACUACGAGAAGGGCCUGCGCUACGCACACAACAACGAUGACAAGAUGCUGGAGUGCAGGGUCUGCUGCAGCCUGGGGAGCUUCUACACCCAGCUCAAGGACUAUGAAAAGGCGCUGUUCUUCCCCUGUAAAGCUGCAGAGCUUGUGAACGACUACGGAAAGGGCUGGAGUUUGAAGUAUCGGGCGAUGAGCCAGUAUCACAUGGCAGUGGCUUACAGGAAGCUGGGGCGCCUACCAGACGCGAUGGACUGCUGCGAGGAAUCAAUGAAGAUCGCCCUACAGCAUGGUGAUCGGCCACUCCAGUCUCUCUGCUUGCUGUGCUUCGCUGACAUACACCGGAACAGAAAUGAUGUGGAGAAAGCAUUCCCUCGCUAUGAGUCUUCCAUGUGUAUAAUGACUGAAGCCGGCAAUCGGCUUGGACAGGUACAAGUCUACCUGGGCGUGGCGAAGUGCUGGCUUACACAGAAGGAGCUGGACAAGGCUCUAGACACAGUUCAGAGGGCACUAGAGUUAGCAGAAGGCUUGGGAAGUAAGCUGUGCAUCCUGAAGGCUCACUGCCUGAAUGAGGGCAUCUUCCGCUCCAAGGAGCAGCAGGCAGAGCUGCGGGAGCAUGUGGUGAAGUUCCACGAGUGCGUGGAGGAGAUGGAGCUGUACUGCGGGAUGUGCGGGGAGUCCAUCGGGGAGAAGAACCACCAGCUGCAGGCGCUGCCCUGCUCACACGUCUUCCACUUAAAAUGCCUACAGUCCAACGGGACACGAGGCUGCCCAAACUGUCGCCGAUCAUCACUGAAACCCGGCUAUGUGUGAGUGGGGGUCGUGCUCCCUGGGCUGCGGACACACGAGACUGAAGGUCCUCUGACUGGGCAGGACUCGGACGCUGGCUCUCGAUUGAACUGGAACAACUGAGCCGUACAGGUAAACAGCCUCCGUGAUGGCAAAAGAGGGUCGUCUUCUUUCCAAGGCAAACAGAGAAUUCAAUUACAAGAUGGAAGCAGAGCAUAAACAACAAGCAGACAGCUGUGACUACGCUGGAAUUACAAAAAACAAAGCUUUACCAUAUGGUCUAGCAGUUGAGAUCACUGUUCAAAGAGGGAUAAAGCUUUGGGACGGCAUGCCGAUGUUGUAUCGUGUAUUUGAUUUUAAUGGUGGGUCGACUCGUUUUGCCGGACAGUGUGAUCUACAGGGGUGGGAGAAACAUGGUUUCUCGGCAUCACAUUCCCAGAUUUUCAUGCCGGAUUGAGUAACACGGAUUUCAUUUCAGAACAGACGCCUUUACUGUAACAUAGCUACAGUAAACAUGCAAACACGCGUUUUACAAAGGAAAGUUGAUGAGAUCGAUCUAUUGGUUUUGUUGUUACAUUUUAUAAAACGUUGCUAAAAAAAAAAAAUUAUCAUUUUGUUCAUUUUAAAUAUUGUUGAUAAUGAACUAUACGGUUUGGGUUAUUUGUGGUACAAGACAACCUCGUACAGUAUGUGGUUUAAAAUAUGAUCAAUAUUUAUUCUGUUAUUUUGUUUUUCAGUUUUUUAUAUUUUCAUAACGUUUAAAAAAGGCAAACCUAUUCUGAAUAAUUAUCGUCUAAAAUACCUUUCUCGCAAUUCAAAGCUGCAUCGUGGUGGCUUAGCAUUCAUGUUAAUAGAUUUUCAUUCUCCGCAUGCAUCCCUUUAUAUUUGAUAUGGUGUUGUAGUCUUUGGCAGCUGACUUGCUUUGAACAGUUAGCCUCUUAACCCCUUCAUGUACACAAGGAAUUGAUCAGCUGUUCAAACAGGAUCUUCUUUAAAUGCAUUUGAGAGACAGAGGCUAUCACGGGGAUCCGGCCUGUCACUAAAUUCUAAACCCUGUUGCGUGCACCUCAUUGCAAAAAUAAGAACGUUAGCAUCGUUUUAUUUGUGGGACACACAUGUCCCUUGUACCUUAAAGGGUUGAAAGAUAGAUAGCACAUGCUUCCCUUCACAAAAAUGUUCCAUUGAAUUUUGGAAAAAAUAUUGUUACACGCAACAGAGAAAAGUGCGUUUGAAAACAAACAUUGGAAUUAUUUAUAGACUUUUUGAUGCCAUGGUAACCACACAUUUAUUUCUCUUUAAAUCGAAUGCCUUUAUGAUGUCAUUCACUAUGUAGCUAAUGAUGUAUCGAUCUACUAUUCCUUUCUAAACCUUCAGGCAUAGUCUAUUUAUCCAUUUAUUUUCUUUUAUUCUUCAAUACUGUACAUUAUCUAAUUUUAUUUUUUCUAAAACCACAAACUUUAGCUCAUCCAUGGUGUGCCUGUUCCUUGUAAAGUGCUAAACUAUUGGUUCAUUUACUUUUGUAUUUCUUAUAUUUGAUAGUUGAUUCUGUAUUCUGUAUAUAAUGAUGUACCUCUCUCUCCUACAGAUUUUAUUAUAUUACGUUAUGCAAAAUAUACCACAUACAAGGUUGCUAUCAUUACAUGACGGAUUUGUUAAGAGUGAAUAUUUGUUUAUUUGCAAUUUCACUUUUAUUUUUACCAAUAUAGUUGCACACUUUACAUGUGCUUUUACAGGUUGCAGUGUCCCUUAAUGUACUGUAUCUACAACCCCUUUAUGUUUACUGUGGACUAAAAUGUCAGCUAAAUUUGCAUCCCUUCUAAAAGCUACAAUCGGUGCAUUUGGAAAUGUACAAAUGUGUCAGACCAGCUAUCAACUUGAAUAAACCUUAACAUUUAAAAAAAGAUUCGAUUCUGCUCAUUGGAGUAUAAAUGUGUGCUGUGCUUAUGUCAUAUCUAAUGUGAUAUAAACAAUAAAUAAAACCAAUCAUGUUUAAAUUCAUCAGAUCUUUUUUUUUUUUUUUAUGGAACCUUGUAGUUAACAGCCAUCACGUUUCUGUGAGCUACAUAAAUAAAAUAGCUGUUUAAUAAAAACGAAUAGAAACAGAGAGAGAGAGAGAGAGAGAGAGAGAGAACCCAAAUGUACACAAAAGAUUUCAUUUCUAAUAUCUCAGAGGGGUUUUAUUUAUACAUACUGUAUAUUGGAGUAAAAUUAACAAACUGCUGAAACAGUCAGGUUGAAUUUAGCCAUCCUUUAAUCACAUCAGGUGAAACAUUUAUUCAAACUGAUCAGGAUGCUGUGUUUACAAUCAGCCUGGCCCCGGAACAAACAUACAAAUCAGCAUUACAAAAGUCAAUAUAAAACAAUAGUCAAUACUUGUGAGCUGCCGUCUCUUAAUAGACAUUUGUCAUCUCUCUGUGCAUUAACCUGCUGCACCACUCUGUCUGUACAGACAAACUUCCUCUCUAAUUGUGGCUUUGUCACACCACUAAACUGUUCAGUUUUAAUCUGCAAUACCCAAAAAUAAACUUUGCAAGCAGAUGUAAACCAAAUGUGAAGCCAGUUUCUGUAAAGUUUUUGGCCUCUUGUCUACCAGAAACCAGAAUGUCACAGGACUACAUAAUAAUGUGCGCAAAAGUAGGUUGACAGACAAGGUCAUCUGUUACAACUUGGCCUCGAUGUGUUUGGAUAAGCCUGCAAAUAUGAAGCUGGUCUCUCAAAGGGUUUCUGAAACACGAGAUGCAACAAGUACAAUGGCAGAUCUACGAAAACAUGAAGGGAAUUUCUUAUUAAUGUUUUAAACUAGUCAUAUUGUGAUUUAAUAAACUUUGUACAACAGAAAGGUACAGUAUCCCAUCACAUUUCAUUCAUGUGGAAAUUAACUAUUAAAAAAAAAAGAUUGCAUCAAAAGCAGGUUUGUUAUUCUGCAUUUUGUUUAACCAGAAUCAAAUAGCCAGGCAUGCUGUAUUAUCUCCCUCAUUCAGCAUCCCGACCCAGCAAAUUAAACUGAAACUGAAUCCUUUUCCCUAACAAAACAAAACAAAAAAAAAAGUUUAUGAAAUUAAAAUAGCUCUGAAGCCUUAGGAAACGGAACAGGGCACAGCAUCAAACAAAAAAAGGAUAAGAACAAACCUAUGCUGUUAACAAUAAUUUUGCAUUCGUAAACCUUAUAAGCAAGCCUUUGCCGUUUUCUUAAUUAUGUGAAUUUUCUUAUUCAGGCAUUACAGGAAGCCCCACAGUUACAUCAA